Molecule: messenger RNA, 2112 nt
Organism: Betta splendens (Siamese fighting fish)
Lineage: Eukaryota; Metazoa; Chordata; Actinopteri; Anabantiformes; Osphronemidae
Exons: 4
Coding region: 1088-1612 (174 amino acids)
Source: RefSeq, a predicted model, not a curated record
UCAAUUGGGCGGAGGUGGAAGGAAAGCUGAAGGCUGCCUGAGACAGGAAUGAGUGACGUGCUGUGGCAAGUUUGGACACUACUUCCGUAACUGUCGCUUCCAACCAUCAGCAAAACAACAAACAGUGCUUUAGUUGUGGGAAAACGGAAACUGGCAGAGCGAAUGUUUUCAACAAAAGGAAUCCAGGGGUGCUAAGUAGGCUGAUUGACUGGAGCGAGAGGAGAGUGACGGUGAAGCACCAAUGGCGAGCACUGAGGAGGGAGAUGCACUGCAGCAACAUCCCGUGCUCCAACAAGUGCCUUCUCCUCUAUGGGCAGCACAUAAGUAUGAUGUUGGGUUAAUAGCAGAUUGUGAACCAGUGGUCAUCACACCAAAAUCUGACUAUCGCCUAUGUAAACCACAGUAUCCACUAAAUCGCCUUAUCACACAUGCCUGUCUGAAUCAUCUCCUGUUUCGCCUGCUCCAUCACUUUCCUCCUUGCCCGACAUGCAAACCUUUGCAACCCCCACAGGAACGCGCGGUUUGGGCACAAGCAGGUGCCACAAAGGAAGAUGAUAUUUGGCUAGGGCCGGAUGGCAAACCAUGUCUCCCUAAACAUUUCUUUCCACAUUUUGCACGUUUGACGCAUGGGUUAGACCAUAAGUAAGAAGGUCAUAAAACCACCAGCAGCACAUCCGCCACCAGAACGAGAGUUUGAACAUCUAAUGAUGGAUUUCAUAGAGCUAACGACAGCAGAAGCAGGUGAAGGUAUCCCUUCCUAAGCAGACGGAGGGACACCUCCACAGCCUACAACCAGGAGACUGGGUGAUCGUGAAGGAACAUCGCAGGAAACACUGGAACUCCAGGAGGAGGCGAGGCCCAUUCCAGGUGCUGCUGACCACCCACAUGGCCGUAAAUGUGGCAGAACGAGCAACUUGAAUUCACGCUAGCCACUGCAGGAAGGUUCCCAAGCCAAUAGACAACGUUGACAGUCAGCUAAGACACAGAGAGUCAACCACACACUUUCGUCUGCAGCAGGACAUUGAGGCUUCAACUGCAAAUCUUUUAUAACCAGCUACUGUAGCAAGUACAGUAAUCAAGCAAAACAAUGGGAUCCUUAUUUUGCUAUACCUUGAUGUUGUCAGUAAUUCUGUCCUCGUCUCUUGAAACACUCGACUCUGCUCAAGACCUGCAGGACAGUGGCUAUGGUCGACCAUCGCCUCGCCACGGCCUGAAGCUGCUUGUGUGGUAUGUUCAGAAUUGCGUGGACAAUAACAUGGUGGCUCUGUGCAAUCCUUUGGAGGGAGAGUAUGGAUUCCAUCCAUUUUUGAACCGAGGUCCGAGGCAUCUGCUCCCUAUAAUAAGGGACAAAAAGCAAUACAAGUACUUUACUAUUGGGAAUCUCCAUUCUCCUCAUGCCAAGGACCUGCCAUACGAAGUCAGGAAGUACUACAACCACAGUGACCCCAGAAGUAACCAGGAUAGAGUCUUGGUGAGAUUCAACACCAAUAAUAAGCACAUCGAGGAGAUCUAUGCAUCGGCACAUUAUAAAGCAGAGGAGACCUAUAUAAUCGGCCCUGAUCUUUUGGCCUUUCUUCGACAUCCACAAGUGCACAUGGAAAUAAUAAUUUGAUCUGCCUGUAGUGUUAUAGUUACCACUUUAUGACAUGUAGCUUCCUCAUAGUGGCUUCUCAGUAUAUCCUGAACGUAGUUCUUAAACAAUCUUGGCAAAGAUAUUAAAAAGGAGAUGGUAAGCAUAAGAUGCAUUUACUCAAAUUAAGUACAGUAGAGAGACCUUUGUAUUUAUUUGACGCCACUAGAAUGAAGAGGAAAACAUAAAGUAUGACAAUGACAAGAUGUUGAAAACAAUAAGUUGGUUUGGAAAGUACUUUAGCAGAAUAGCGCUGCAUUUUAAGCUUCAUAUAUAUGCCUUUUUUGCAUUUGAGUACAAAUUAAUAUAUCUUUGUACAUUAAUUACAACCUAGCAAAUGCACUAAACAUGAGUGAAUUUAUUUUAAAUGGUAUCGGGUAUUUAUUUUAAGCUAAGUCCUGACUCUGAGAAAGCUCUAUAGCCGUGUACAGUAUGUCUACUUGUAAAACAUUAUGAAAAAUAAAAUAUGUGUUGUGCUUCAA